Messenger RNA from Penicillium diatomitis, 2367 nucleotides. RefSeq names its product WD repeat PLAP family protein. Gene Ontology annotation, cellular component: cytoplasm; nucleus. Lineage: Eukaryota; Fungi; Ascomycota; Eurotiomycetes; Eurotiales; Aspergillaceae. Gene Ontology annotation, biological process: ubiquitin recycling; proteasome-mediated ubiquitin-dependent protein catabolic process. The transcript is spliced from 3 exons. Gene Ontology annotation, molecular function: ubiquitin binding. The record is from RefSeq and is a predicted model, not a curated record. Bases 1 to 2367 code for a protein of 788 amino acids.
AUGCCGGACUUUAAGCUCUCCGCCUCCCUUGAGGGUCACGGCGAUGAUGUUCGUGCCGUGGCCUUUCCAAACAAGAAUGUCAUUCUCUCAGCUUCCCGUGAUGCAACUGUGCGACUAUGGAGGUUGACCUCGUCUCUGCCCCCAACGUACGACUACACCAUUGCCGCCCAUGGACAAGCCUUCAUUAACAGCCUUGCAUACCUACCGCCGACUGCCGAGUUUCCUGAAGGUCUAGUGCUAUCUGGUGGACAGGACACAAUCAUCGAGGCUCGACAGCCGAGCAAGUCGUCCUCGGAUAAUGCCGAUGCUAUGCUUCUGGGUCAUGGGCAUAAUGUUUGCGCUCUAGAUGUAUCUCCCAAUGGCGAGUACAUUGUUAGUGGCAGCUGGGAUUCCACAGCUCGCUUGUGGAGGGCUGGUAAAUGGGAAGCCGAAACUGUGUUCGAGGGCCACCAGGGAAGCGUUUGGGCCGUGCUAGCCUACGACGAGAACACCGUCAUCACUGGGUGUGCUGAUCAGAUGAUCCGCGUCUUCCGCACCUCUGGAGCCCUUAUUGGAAGUUUUAAGAACUCAAACGACGUGGUCCGAGCCCUCUGCAAACUUCCCAACUCCCAUUCCAGUGGUGCACAUUUCGCCUCGGCCAGCAAUGACGGUGUGAUCCGACUCUACACCAUACAGGGAAAUCUAGUUGCCUCUUUACACGGCCAUGAGAGCUUCGUGUACUCUCUUGCUGCGCUACCCUCCGGAGAGCUUGUGAGCUCAGGAGAGGACCGUACAGUGAGGAUAUGGCAGGGCACGGAAUGUGUGCAAACCAUCACGCAUCCGGCGAUAUCAGUGUGGAGUGUUGCCGUGUGCCAGGAAACCGGAGACAUUGUCAGCGGUGCGAGCGACCGUGUCACGCGUGUGUUCAGUCGAAGCUCGGAUCGUCAGGCUGGCCCCGAGGUGGUUCAGCAGUUUGAACAAGCUGUUAAGGAUUCAGCAAUCCCAGCAGAGCAGGUUGGUAAGAUCAACAAAGAGCAACUGCCGGGCCCGGAGUUUUUGAAGGAGAAAGCGGGUACAAAAGAUGGUCAAGUACAGAUGAUCCACGAACCAAACGGGAGCGUCACCGCUCAUACCUGGUCAAGUGCAACGCAGGAAUGGAUUGCUGUCGGAACGGUGGUGGAUUCGGCAGGAAGUAGCGGCCGAAAAACCGAGUACCUUGGCCAAGACUACGACUACGUCUUUGACGUCGACAUUGAAGACGGCAAGCCCCCUCUCAAGUUGCCAUACAAUGUGUCCCAGAAUCCAUACGAGGCAGCAACCAAAUUCAUUGGAGACAACGAGCUUCCCAUGUCCUAUCUCGAUCAGGUCGCGAAUUUCAUCACUCAGAACACACAAGGUGCCACGCUUGGUCAAUCGCAAUCAGGGGGUGCCGACGCUUGGGGCUCAGAUAGGCGAUACCGACCGGGAGAUGCAACUGCGCAACCCGAUACCACGACCACGACAAGCUUGACGACACCUGAACAGCGUCCACGUGUGUUACCACAAAAGACGUACCUUUCAAUUCGUUCUGCAAAUACCAAGGUCAUAGCAAAGAAGGUUCAAGAGUUAAAUGACAAGCUCCUGGCCGAGGGCCAAAAGUCAGUUGCUUUGAAUCCCUCUGAGGCGGAGGCAAUUGUGGCUCUCUGUGGACAGCUUGACGCUUCUCAAAAUAAACUUGACUCCUCUGUCGUUGAGUUUGGGCUCCCGCUGGUCUUCAAUAUCGCUACGACAUGGCCUACUGCCAACCGGCUGCCGGGCCUUGAUUUGUUGCGCUUACUUGCUGCCGCGACACCGAUGACGGCAACUGCUGACUACGAUGGUACGGAUCUCAUCACUGGUAUUUUGUCAAGUGAGGUCUUCGAUGCCCCUCUCAAUGUCAACAAUGCGAUGUUGUGCGUUCGAACCUUUGCCAACUUGUUCGAGACCGAAGCAGGCCGCGAUCUCGCUAUUCGCAAUUUCGAGGGGCUUUUGACAGGUGUGAAAUCAGCGCUUGCUAACUUGGGAUCCGCAUCAAAUCGCAAUCUGACUAUUGCUGUCACUACCCUUUACAUCAACUUUGCUGUUUACUUCACUUCUGAAGGCCGCUCGAAGUCUCCUGGAGCUGCGGAGCAGGGUCUGGUGUUAUUAGACGAACUGACUAAGAUUCUGACCAAGGAGAAGGAUUCAGAAGCGGUUUACAGAGGUCUUGUCGCGCUUGGCACUCUGAUCGUAGCCAUGGGGCCUGAGAUCAAAGCCGCUGCGAAGGAGAUCUAUGAAGUCGAGAGUUUGAUGAGCCGCAUCUCGUCUUCUGGGUCUGGAAAGGAACCGCGUAUUGCGGGCGUGAUUGGAGAAAUCAGGGUUGCGCUUUGA